Carcharodon carcharias (great white shark) is the source of this 684-nucleotide messenger RNA. Its product is annotated as mitochondrial carnitine/acylcarnitine carrier protein-like. The annotation marks the transcript as partial. The transcript has 6 exons. Lineage: Eukaryota; Metazoa; Chordata; Chondrichthyes; Lamniformes; Lamnidae. The record is from RefSeq and is a predicted model, not a curated record. Gene Ontology annotation, biological process: mitochondrial transport; carnitine transmembrane transport. Gene Ontology annotation, molecular function: O-acyl-L-carnitine transmembrane transporter activity. Gene Ontology annotation, cellular component: mitochondrial envelope.
GUCCGGUUACAGACCCAACCCAAGGCCCUUCCAGGCCAGGCCCUCCUCUACCAGGGGGCAAUUGAUUGCCUGAGGAAGACAGUUGCCAACGAGGGCCUCUUGGGGUUGUACAAAGGAAUGGGGACUCCCAUCCUUGCCAGCAUUCCAGUCACAGCCAUCAUGUUUUUCGGAUACGCCCUGGGAAAGAAACUGCAGCAGAAACAUCCUGAGGAGUCCCUCUCGAGAGUCCAGGUGUUCAGGGCGGGAAUGGUCGCCGGCGGCUUCACCACCUUCAUCCUGGGUCCGGUGGAGAGGAUCAAGUGCCUGCUGCAGAUCCAGGCAAGCUCUGGUGAGAGGUUGUAUACAGGCCCAAGUGACUGCGUUAAGCAACUAUACAAAAGAUCGGGCCUCGUGGGAAUCUACAAGGGCACAGUACUGACUUUUCUCAGAGAUGUGCCAGCGAGCGGAGUUUACUUCCUGAGCUACGAGUGGCUGAAGGAUGUCCUGACCCCCAAAGGUGAAAGCGUGGGAGAGCUGAGCAGUGCGAGGAUCCUGGUCGCUGGAGGAUUGGCCGGAGUUUGCAACUGGAUGGUAGCCAUCCCCACAGAUGUGCUGAAAUCCCGUUUCCAGACCGGUGAGUCAGGGAGGGUGGGGGAAGGGGGGGAACCAUGCCGGCAAGCCCCCUCGGACCCCCGCUCGCUGUGA